AUGCUUAUAUUUGGACAGGUGUUCACUGUUCAGGACAUGACCUUCAAGGCUGGUGAUGACCUGGUCAUCUCUGGCAAACCCAAGUCGGAGUGUAAUAUAUUCUCCAUCAAUAUCGGUCAUAAUGCUGAUGACAUCGCACUCCACUUCAACCCCCGCUUUUGUUCUGGGGGCGACAGCAACGUUGUAGUGUGUAACUCCCUCCGAGGAGAAUGGGGUGAGGAGCAGAGGGAACACAGCUUCCCCUUUCAGCAGGGCGAGUCCUUCAAGGUGGUGUUUAACUUCAACAAUGAACAAUUUUUUAUCAAACUUCCCAACGGCACAAUGAUGAGCUUCCCCAACCGUUUCGGCGAUGACUGCUUCAAGUACAUUGACGUGCGAGGUGAUGUCAAGAUUCUGGGCAUCAAGAACAAAUAA
Molecule: messenger RNA, 414 nt
Organism: Neoarius graeffei (lesser salmon catfish)
Lineage: Eukaryota; Metazoa; Chordata; Actinopteri; Siluriformes; Ariidae
Gene: lgals2b
Product: lectin, galactoside-binding, soluble, 2b
Exons: 3
Coding region: 1-414 (137 amino acids)
Molecular function (GO): carbohydrate binding; laminin binding; galactoside binding
Source: RefSeq, a predicted model, not a curated record